Xenopus laevis (African clawed frog) is the source of this 4029-nucleotide messenger RNA. RefSeq names its product gephyrin L homeolog (gene gphn.L). Gene Ontology annotation, cellular component: dendrite; postsynaptic specialization; synaptic membrane. NCBI's taxonomy places the organism in Eukaryota, Metazoa, Chordata, Amphibia, Anura, Pipidae. Gene Ontology annotation, biological process: establishment of synaptic specificity at neuromuscular junction; molybdopterin cofactor biosynthetic process; glycine receptor clustering. Gene Ontology annotation, molecular function: molybdopterin molybdotransferase activity; molybdopterin adenylyltransferase activity. The transcript is spliced from 29 exons. Bases 144 to 3074 code for a protein of 976 amino acids. The record is from RefSeq and is a predicted model, not a curated record.
CACAGGUGGGAGAUCCCUGCAGCAAGGAGCCUGAGAUAGAGAAGGCGUUCUCGCAUUGUCAUAUCGGCGGUGCGCUGCUCACGCCUGGCUGCCUCCCGCCUCCCCUCUACUCAGCUGUCUCCGUCUCCUCACGGCCUGGGUGGAUGCGCUCGGCGCUCGGCUCGGCCCCCUGGCUCCCCACUCUCCCCAGCCCAGGGCUUCUCCAGCUCGGUUCGCGGCCGGUGACAGCGGCUCCGGCGGAAAGGAAGAUGGCGACCGAGGGCAUGAUCCUCACCAAUCACGAUCAUCAAAUCCGCGUCGGUGUCCUGACAGUGAGUGACAGUUGCUUCAGGAACCUUGCAGAAGACAGAAGUGGAAUAAACCUUAAGGACCUCGUCCAAGAUCCUUCAUUAUUGGGCGGGACUAUAUCUGCGUAUAAGAUUGUGCCUGACGAAAUAGAGGAUAUUAAGGAAUCAUUAAUAGAUUGGUGUGAUGAAAAAGAACUUAAUUUGAUCUUAACAACAGGAGGAACUGGUUUUGCUCCAAGAGACGUUACGCCAGAGGCCACAAGAGAAGUUAUAGAACGGGAAGCCCCAGGAAUGGCUCUGGCAAUGCUAAUGGGAUCCCUAAAUGUCACUCCUCUGGGAAUGCUCUCUAGACCAGUCUGUGGAAUCAGAGGAAAAACGCUAAUCAUCAACUUACCAGGUAGCAAGAAAGGGUCACAGGAAUGCUUUCAAUUUAUACUGCCAGCCCUACCUCAUGCCAUAGACCUUUUGAGGGACGCUAUUGUAAAAGUAAAAGAAGUACACGAUGAGUUGGAAGACUUGCCCUCACCACCACCUCCCCUCUCUCCUCCUCCAACGACAAGCCCUCACAAACAGACAGAGGACAAGGGGGUCCAGUGUGAGGAAGAGGAGGAAGAGAAGAAAGACAGUGGUGUUGCAUCAACUGAAGACAGUUCAUCUUCGCACAUCACUGCAGCCACAAUUGCAGCAAAGUCCAGCAUUGCUGCAAUCAUGGCAAAAGGUCAGACAUCCAUCCCAGGGGUCAUCAGACAUCACACUACAUCCAAUGCAGUGGAAGCAACGUUCAUCGGCUGUCCCCACCACACUUCAUCCUCUGCUCCAGAGCCAACUGUCUCCAGCUGUUCCCAUCACUUUUCAUCCAGUGCUGUGAAACCAACUCUCAUUAGCUCUUCCCAUCACACUACAUCUGUGGAACCAAGUCACUCUGGUUGUUCUCAUCAUCUCUCAUCCAGUUUUGUGGAACCAAUACCCACCAGUUGUUCCCAUCACGCUACAUCCAUUGCUCUGGAACCGAUUCCAGAUUCCAUCAUCUCUCGUGGGGUGCAGGUACUUCCGCGAGACACCGCAUCUCUCAGCACCACUCCCUCUGAAUCUCCAAGGGCGCAGGCUACAUCUAGACUCUCCACAGCUUCAUGCCCAACACCAAAAGUAGAUCAGUACCUAUCCGAAGCAAAGCAAAUUAGACGGCCGGACGAAAACAAAGUCAUUACUAAUAGAGUUGGAUCCUUCAAACUUCACCGAAAACUGGAGAAUCUCAGGGAUCACCUGCAAGGCAAUGACAAAGGAUACUCUCUCAGAGUAAAUGCUCGGCUUCCUUCCUGCUCAUCCACCUAUAGUGUUUCAGAGGACAUUUGGAUUGCUGCCCCCUCCUUUUCUCAGCUCCACUAUAAAUUGGAAGGGCUUAAAGAUGAACUCAGGAGGAAUAGAGGCUGCGAAACAAGAGUCCAAUCCAGAUGUAGCAGCAAGGAGAACAUUCUUAGAGCUAGUCACAGUGCUGUUGAUAUCACCAAGGUAGCAAGAAGACACCGUAUGUCUCCAUUUCCACUAACAUCUAUGGACAAAGCAUUCAUCACAGUUUUGGAAAUGACACCUGUUCUUGGAACUGAAAUAAUAAAUUAUCGAGAUGGAAUGGGCCGUGUGCUUGCCCAAGAGGUAUACGCAAAAGACAACUUACCUCCAUUCCCUGCAUCAGUGAAGGAUGGAUAUGCAGUAAGAGCUGCAGACGGCCCAGGAGAUCGUUUCAUUAUUGGUGAAUCUCAAGCUGGUGAGCAGCCAACUCAGACAGUGAUGCCUGGGCAGGUGAUGAGAGUAACAACUGGUGCUCCAAUCCCAUGUGGUGCCGAUGCGGUGGUUCAAGUGGAAGACACAGAACUAAUAAGGGAAUCAGAUGACGGAACAGAGGAGUUGGAAGUACGUAUCUUAGUGCAGGCUCGUCCAGGCCAAGAUAUCAGACCAAUUGGCCAUGACAUUAAAAGAGGAGAGUGCGUCCUGGCGAAGGGCACCCAUAUGGGUCCUUCAGAAAUCGGCCUGCUAGCAACUGUUGGUGUCACAGAAGUGGAAGUCCACAAAUUUCCAGUGGUUGCUGUAAUGUCAACGGGAAAUGAGCUCUUGAAUCCUGAAGAUGACCUCUUGCCAGGGAAAAUCCGUGACAGCAACCGGUCUACACUAUUAGCAACAAUUCAGGAACACGGCUACCCAACCAUCAACCUGGGGAUUGUGGGAGACAACCCAGAUGACCUGUUAAAUGCCUUAAAUGAAGGUAUAAGCCGUGCCGAUGUUAUCAUCACAUCAGGAGGUGUAUCCAUGGGGGAGAAGGAUUACCUUAAGCAGGUCCUGGAUAUUGAUCUCCAUGCACAAAUCCAUUUUGGUCGAGUAUUUAUGAAGCCAGGCUUGCCGACCACCUUCGCAACCAUGGACAUUGAUGGUGUAAGGAAAAUUAUAUUUGCACUCCCAGGAAACCCUGUGUCAGCAGUCGUUACCUGUAAUCUCUUUGUUGUACCAGCACUAAGAAAGAUGCAGGGAAUCCUGGAUCCAAGACCUACAAUCAUCAAAGCCAGGUUAUCGUGUGAUGUGAAGUUAGAUCCACGCCCAGAAUACCAUCGCUGCAUAUUGACUUGGCAUCACCAAGAGCCACUGCCUUGGGCACAGAGUACAGGAAAUCAGAUGAGCAGUCGUCUGAUGAGUAUGCGCAGUGCCAAUGGACUUUUGAUGCUACCUCCAAAGACAGAGCAGUAUGUGGAACUUCACAAGGGAGAGGUGGUAGACGUCAUGGUUAUCGGAAGGCUAUGAUGACGCCCGCGGGCGAGGGGGAAGCUCUGAUGCAUGUCCACAUAUCAUUGACUGUAUCCUGUAAUAUGCAACGGCACAGCUAGUCUUUUAUUUUUUUUGGGGGGGGGAAUCUGGAUAAAGAUGAUCAGUAUAGUCGACAUCUCGAACUAAAUUUCGGAGGAAAAAAAUAUAUAUAUGACUUCGGAGGAGGAGGAGAAAAAAAAUCUGAAAAAGAAAAAAAAAUAUCUUUUUCCAAAAAAAAAAGAAAAAAAUCAAAUUAAAAAAAAACCCUCUUAUAAAAAAAAAAACCCAACCUUUAUUCUGAUUAUAUCAAGGCAACCUUUUCCGUCAUUGCAAUUGCUUUGUGUGUUAAAAUGCUAGGUCGGAUAGCAGUAGCUUUUAGUAGACAGCAGUAGAUGCCUGCAAAACUUGUGUUUCUCUCAUCCUUAAAAUACAAAAUAACGAAGCUCUUAAACAAGGCUGUCUGCUUACUUUAUACUAGCUUAGAUUACACUGCUCCUUCCCUUAUCAGUAUGCUUCAUAACUGCUUCACAAGAGAGCGCUCUGCUUGUUCUUAAUCUUGUUAAUUGUGUUGGUGUGCACAGUGCCAAAUUCGAAAAACUCCGGAUCGGAGGGGCGCCACCUUGCCAGCAAGGAAAGGCAAGGCUCGCGAUCCUCGCUCAGCUCACUACUAUUGGGCAGUAACUCUCAAUACCUUUUCUUUAAAUAAAAAUAAACAAAAAAAUUGCUUCCUUAAGUGCUGACAGCCUUUUUAACCAAUACAUUUAAAAAAAAAAUGUACAGAAAAAAAAAUAUCAAAAACUGAUCUUGUACAGAUAACAGUGUACCAGCAUUCAAUAGGAAAUUAAAAAAAAAAAAAAAAGCAAAGAAAAUAUUGAAGAACUCUGUACCAUAACAUUUUCUGUAAUGAUAUUGAAACAAGAUUAAUUAAAUCCUUGAUCAUUAUUUUAAAAAA